Molecule: messenger RNA, 8141 nt
Organism: Amoebophrya sp. A120
Lineage: Eukaryota; Dinophyceae; Syndiniales; Amoebophryaceae
Source: the annotation of a GenBank genome assembly
GUGUUGAGUUGAACGAGCUUGAUGAAAUAGGUCAGUGAAGGCCCGCCUGACCACCAAAGAACUAUCCUGCAAGAAAAGUGGCAAAUGUGGCCAAAGUAUAAGUGCUACAUAGGGCGGCUAGGUGCCUCCAGCAAAUGUGUUUUCCAGCCUAAGCAGAGCCAGUAAAACGCAAGAGGCGCGUGGACAAACAUCCCAGCAGUAGUACUACAGUAUGUUCGGUUUUUUCGGCAGCCUAAGGCCGGUUUUACCCCCACUCGUCCUCGGUUCUUUUUUUCGUUGGUUUAUGCUUUACGAGUACGAAGUAUGACAACACGAAUAAAUAGCAACUCCCACAUAAUGUGCACUUGAGAGACAACCUCAACCUGGGUGGUUCAAGUAGCUACCCCCGAAGACCUCCUCUCCUGUACGAAUAUGAUUGCCCAAUGUUCUACUUAGUUCACGACAAUCACAAGCAAGUUUUCCUUGUCUAAAGUAACGGGUCUCUUUCUUUUACAGAGCGGCUCGAAGAAGCAGUGCGCGUACUAAAACUUACCAACUCCUCUCAGUAAUGUUGGUCUAAGCACGGAACCAGCACAAUAAAAAUCUGCGAAUAUUCAAGAGAGAGAGAAAGCUUCACGCUUGUGGGACUUGUUCAUGAUUUUGUUUAUCCAAUUCCAUCCUUUCCGUGUUUAGCAGAGUGGUUUUUGUCGUUGGGGUCCUUGUGGAGGAGCAGUUAGCGAGCCUCCCCCACAUUGCGUGUCCUCAAGCUUCACGUCGCUUGUCCUUAUCCCUUUUCCGUUAUCGAAAUGAAAUGCAUGCUACCCACAUGAAGACCACCGUUGUAACCGUUCUUGGUCUUCUCAAGUUACUUAUUUCCAUUUUUCUUUGCUGCUAUGCCACCGCGUUGCCUCGAGCAUGACGAGCUUGGCUAUGCAUUUACAUGCUAUGGAAGCAAAAGGAAGAGAUACAGCGAACAGGAGAUGGAGAUGGAGAUGGUUGUUGUAGACGCCAGUCGUGAUAUUAUCAAGAAUAACGAACAACCGCAAGGCAGCGCGCACAUCGAGCAGUACGUAUCUGAAUAGAUAGAGUGGGUGCUCGACAUCGUUUCAUUUCGAUAACCGUCAUCGAAAAUUGUGGGCGUCUGCGCAAAACCCGGGCGCGAAGCCAGCGCCGAGGACCUUAUCCAAGAUUUGAGUCUGUCAAUCAUAUGGCACGAUCAAUGUAUGAGAACGGUUCAACCAGUUAGAUUUGGCAUGCAAGCUGUAACGAGCAAAACCUGCGGACAUGUUGGUCCCGGUCCGUAUAUACCUCAUGUGCCAGUGAAAGAGCAUGAGCUGCAAGCUUGAAAGAUAUUAUUUGAAGGAAGGAAAAACGUAGCUGCAACACUAAGUACAUAGCAGCUCAAUGUCAAUAUAUUGAUUCCUUCACACUGCAGCACUAGCAGGGGAAGUACUUAAAUGGGUGCCAACUCCUUGCAUCGACUCAAAGCUGCACCGGAAUACCGCAGAAAGUAAUGACGACUGCACCGCUAGACCUCCGGGACAAGCUAUGCCCUUGAACUUUCGAUGAGCCGACGUCCUUAUCGUCUCCGCUAGGACACAGUCAAACUCACAGAUACACCUUGUAGAUCUUUUCUCAACAAAGUUUUGGCCGCGUUUGGCUUUUCUGAGUCAAGCUACAACUGCACACCGGACGAUACUGAUGCCGUGCUUUACAACAGCAACGCACUUUUUUAGAUAUUGGCUUUUUCGAUGAGGAUCGGUCCGAUGAGAGACGAGCUCGUUGUUUGGAAUCCGCUGUCGACUCACGGAUCGAUCAGGAAGUGCUACAUCAGUGAACAAGUUUUCAGGCUAGUAGAGCUGUUUCUGUGUGUGAAGUGACGUCGACUGCGAAGGUUUCUUCCUGCAUAAACGUCCCUCGCAAUCAAAGACUUCGACCUCGGGAAAACACUGGGAACCGGCAGCUUCGGUCGCGUGCGGUUCGCACAAUACAAGCAUGGCAACCCAUCAACGGACUUCUACGCACUCAAAAUUCUCAAAAAGUCUGCAAUCAUCCGGCUCAAACAGGUACCUCUUCGUUGUCAAAUUUAAUGCUGCAUCUUGUUUGCUUGAUGCGGAUACGACGGAGUGAGUCAGAUUUUGAUAGCGCCCAUGGAAAAAUAAACAAUUCAAAACAUGCCGGCACGAGAACCAAAACAACUUCACGACAGGUCGACCACAUUUCCAGUGAGAAGGACAUUUUGAUGAGCUUAUCGCACCCUUUUAUCGUCAACCUUUUCGGCUGCUUUCACGAUUCAAGGUACCAUUUGAAUUUGAAUUUCCGGGAGGCUUUCCGCCAUUGCCUCAAAAUAUCCACCAAGGAUCAAGUUUUGUAUCUAUCCGUUUGAAAAUCGAGGGACACACCAACGUCAAGAAGAUCUUGCAUGACCUGGUGAAGUAUUGUCGUGUACGACGAAGCUUUUCAUCUUCCGCAGCAUUGUCACUUUGUUGAGCUUUCUUCCUAAAAAACUUGGCGUUGAGGAAAAGUCGUUUUCCAACUCACUUCUAGGUAUCUCUACCUCGUGCUGGAAUACGUAGUCGGAGGCGAAUUCUUCACGCACCUCCGAAAAGUUGGCCGAAUAUCGCAUCGAGAACUACACCUACCCUCUUCCGGCAGAAACAACUAAGUAAGUAGAUUCAUUUGUGACUCCACGAUGUAACAGCAGUAGCUGCUUCGAUGAAUGUCGAAGAUGCAUGAUGGUGCUCACGAAGAGAGAGCAGAAGUAGUCUCGUGCUAACAAUUUCAACUCCGAGUCGACUUGCAUCUUCAAGCAAGAAGCUUGGGAAAAACGCAUGAUUUUUGACAUUGUGAAUUGAUAUUAUCAAUUUAGUACUCUUGUCGUGAGUCAAGACGAGACAGUGCAAGAGGCCGGCGAUGGGAAGGACCUUUUUUCGUGUGAUACCGAUUUGAGGACGGGACCGCAAGAUUCUAUGCCGCCGCAAUCACCACGAUUUUCGAAUACUGCCACUCACGAAAUAUCAUCUACCGCGAUUUGAUACGCCUUCUCGCAAAUCUACGGGCACCGCAUAUAUGAUUUUAAUCGUCUCGAAAAGGCCUGAAAACAAAAUACGAUCAUGAUCUUCUGUGUGAGAAGUUCUCGCCUAUUGGUCUAUUGAAGCUCAUCCUGAUGCGCAUUUUUUUUUCAUGUUUAAGUACUUCGAUGCAAGGGUUUUUCUUUUUUCUUUUGCAAAUGCAGAAACAGAUUAAAAUCUGAGCGUCGGUCGACCGGAUUUCUUUCCGCUGAUAUCUGAAACCGGAGAACGUGCUACUAGGGAAGGACGGGUAGAUUUCAGAUUUCUUUCGACAGUUGUGUAUGAGCAAGAAGGAGACGAGUUGGAAACCACGAAAGCGUUGGUUUUCUCAGAAUUCAUUCAAUAUCCGUGCAAAAACAUUCAAGGUACCUCAAGCUAACCGACUUUGGGUUUGCAAAGGUGAUCGAGUACCGAACAUACACUCUGUGCGGCACACCAGAAUAUAUCGCCCCAGAAGUGCUGCUCAACAAGGGACACGGAAAACCGGUACUGGGUCGCUCUUUGAUUUGUCAUGACGCAGCUUCAUCCGAACUUGCUUUUCUUUUUUCUGCCGUUGUUCUUGUUUCGUCCAAUUUGCAUCGAGCAACAGAACUGCAACUGACAUCAAUUGCUACGCACUAUGAUCGCGCAACAAAUGGUGCCACUCCUUCUGUUGAGCAAUUUUUAGUCUGUCAGAUAGAUAAGUACUUACUUUUUACUGCGCUAGGUUCAGUUAGAGGUAUUUCUUGAUAUAGUUAUUCUUCCGGGGUCGGAAGGUGAAAUUUGCCUACGAAAGACAGAUCCAAAAUAACCUAAACCUAGGUGGACUGGUGGACGUUGGGCAUCUUGGUGUACGAAAUGAUUGUCGGCUACCCACUAUCCUACGUAAAAUGUUGAUAAUCACCAGGAGCGCUGUCACGUACUUUGUCAUGCGCGCGGGCGUGCGUAGGUAGCAAGCAUGUGGAUCAACGAGAUCCUGUCACAUUCAGAUUGUUUCGUUAAGUAAGCAUUAGGCAUCCAAAUCUUUGAUGUGACAGGAUACACGUUUUUUAUCUUCAUCUUGGAUAUUAGCAUCGAUCAGGCACCACACGCAUUCCAAAGUUUGUGAAUCUGUGUAUGGCGAUGCUGGUGGAGGUUUUGCUUGGGAUGUCCGCCCUUCGUCGAUGAAGAACCGAUGGGGAUCUACCAGAAGAUUUUAUCCGGAAAGAUCGUCUUCCCCAAAUUUUUCGACAAGAACGGAAAGAUGCUCGUCAAAAAACUCCUUACCGCAGACCUCGGUAUGAUAAACAAGGAGUUUAAGAAACACGCAGGAUUCACCUAAUUUUUGAUCAGUUAUUAUGCACUUGUAGCUUUGGCUCCUUUUUGUUGAAAUGUAUGGUCUCAUCGCACGCAUGGACUCCGACCUCAAUCCUUUUUCGCUUCUGAAGAGGACAACCUUACCGCAGAACUAGACUUUUUUUCUGCAACUACACAAGUAGAACGAACAUUGAUUCAUCAAAUUACCAGGCAAGCGAUACGGGAACCUGAAAAACGGGGUGGAUGAUAUCAAGAAGUGCAAAUGGUUCGCCGCACUGGACUGGGAGUUGCUGCUGCAGAGAGAAAUUCCUUAUGCAAUGCAUCAAGGGGCGUGUGGGUGUGUGUCGUGUCAUCAUUGACUGUCUCAUGUCAUUAUCGUAGAGAUUGUUUGCGAAGUUUUCGACGUUGUUGCGCAGUGACUACGAGUACGAUGUGGAGGUGCCACUGGAGAGCGUAUCAUGGGAGUACGUUUAAGCCAGCUGUAAGCUGCAGAAGACGAGUUGUGAUUAUGAUCCAUCUCCAUUAUGCAUGAGUUACUUAUGUUGACCUUGACUUUGACACAUAGACCCACUUGCGACUUGCAAUGCAUACUUGUGCUCCCUACAAGCCACAGGUCAAGUCGGCAACGGACACCAGUACUUACUUGUUUUUCUGUGCUCAACUUGAACUUUCUGAAUCUAAGUAACCGAAGUACAUAGUUCGAUAAUUGGUUUGCGGGCAUGAAGAAGAAGAUCGGUCAUCGACCGUUGCAAAUCGAAAUACAAAAUGCAGAAGAACGUGGUUAACUACAAGCACACGACUGUUGAUUCGUUGUCGCUUGGUACGAUGAAGAUGAUGAGUAUUAAUGAGUAAGUUUACGGAUGAAAGUUUUUCUAUCAGUCGUAAAGUGGCGGUAAUGCUGCAUGAAUACACACAGCACGAUCAUGAAGAAGUAGGAUGUGGUCCAGACUGGGAAUUAUUUCGCUGAAACACAUUAAGGUAACUUCGAGGAGUACCCGGAGAGCGAGGAAGUGCAAACACCACGUUGCUCUCUUACCUGGCCCCAAAACUUGGAAGGCCAGGGAACAGAGUGCCGUGGUGUUUGGGCCAACUUUGUUUGGGCCGACGGGGCCUUUUUUCCUUCCAAACGCCAUGCUAUGCUCUUACCUGGCGCCAAAACUUGGCAGGCCAGGUAAGAGAGUGCCGUGGUGUUUGGGCCAACUUUUUUUGGGCCGAUGCGGUCUUUUUUCCUUCCAAUCGCAAUGCUAUGCCCUUACCGGGCCUCAAAGUCUGGAGGCCCAGGUAAGAGCACAGCGUGGCGCUUGUGCUUCAAGAGUGUCUCUUUCAUCUGGCCACCUCCUCAGGCCAGGACGUUUUCGCAUCCCAAGCACCACACUCCUCUUUUACCUGGCCCCAAAACCCGGCAACCCAGGUAAGAGAGUGCCGUGGUGUUUGGACGAAUUUUUUUUGGGCCGAUGCGGUCUUUUUUCCAAGCGCCACGCUAUGCUAUGCUCUAUGGUCUACGGUGAGGGACCGAGACGCCCUUGCCCUCUCUCCUCCGAUCACGGCUUAGGGCGUGUCGGGUGGUUGGUUCAGAUUGAUAGGACGAUAGGAACGAAGCGAAAUAGCUGAAACACAUUAAUAAGGUAACUUCGAGGAGUACCCGGAGAGCGAGGAAGUGCCGCCGGAAGUGUCUGCAGCAUCUGAUCCCUUCGCUGACUGGAACGAUCACUGAAAGUGAAAGCACUCCAGAAUCAAGAUGAAGAUUUACGCGUGGCCAUACAUGUACCUGUAUGCUCACUCCCUCGCUGCCGGUUCUAGUACAACGAGAUCUUUGCAUUGCAACUUUCAUGCAAGGAGCCACACUUCCGAGGUGUUACUCAAUUCUAUUUUCUCUGUUUGCAUGCGGUUUUCUUUCGGAUUAGGCUUUGUUCCUUGGUUACCGAGAACGAGACAUGUCUUGCAUGACAUAGCGUGAAGAUCCUGGAAGGUGCAGCAAGCGAGAGCACGUAGCAUAGCGUUUGCGCUGCAUAAAACUGAUAUGCUGUGGGACGUUCAGACAGUCUGAAAUGAAAUCCACGUUGAAGCAUGGCAGUCAAGGAAGCGUUUGCUUUAUAAUUUUUUUCACAUGUUGUAUCAUUUGGAUGUAUGGCAAACAAUUUGAAUUUAUACGAACGGUUCAAGUUUCAAUUUCAUUUUUCAGUAUCAGCACAGCCAAACCCUAAAUUCAAUUUACCAGUCACAGUCUUAAUUUUGCAUAAUGUCGAUCUUAACGACAUGCUUAACUUUUAGAGAAUCGAAUAAAAUUAGUCACUCCAGCUUUAUCACCAUGAAAUUCGAUAAGUUCACUAUCACUUGCUCCCACUGUUUCGCGAUACUACGAUAGGCACUACGCAGCUGCUAUUCAGAAUUUGAAUUUUCGAUAUAUGAAAAAAGUAAACGGUUAUUCAAUCAUGUUAUGGCUAUCGAAUUCAAAUUAUGAGUUUCUCAACGCAAUUGAUCACCAACACCAUGUAGCGGACGGUUACAUGAAGAAUGACUGCACUAAUACUAGCGGUGAAGAGAAGUAACAGGAAAGUAGCAUAUUGUUAUACGAUUUCGGAGAAGCAGUGUCAAGUUUCGGCUUGUACUCUCCCGGACAAAAAGUACAGAUGUAGUCCAUUUAUUCUGGCUUAAUAUUGCACAGCUUUGUGUUUUCUUCUGGAUAUUUAGAAUUAGCAUAGAACCAUGGAGAAAGCAAAGUGGAGUUCCUUUAUCGCAGGCUGGAGUUCGACCGGACAGUAACGCAAAGGAAACAUAACGCAAAUGCGAUUUAUCUUUCUUUUCUAGACACUAUCAGCAUCGAUCUCAAAGUCAAAAGGGCGGGCUCAUACGACUCAUCAUUCUUUUACCAAUUAUCAGCGGCGCGAAGACGAAUAGUACCAUUUGGCAGUGCGAAAUCGGACCUAAGCAAGACCGUCGCGAAGACAGAGCAUUCGGGGCGCAAAAGAAUCACCUCUCGACCCUUAUAUCUCGGCGGUUUGUAGAAGCCUUUCUUCCAUGACAAGGUCAUUAUUGCACGCUCUAUAGAGAAGCGAACAUCUUUUGUGGUUGGGUUGUCCUAUCUCUAGACUGUCACAACUGAAUAUGCACCUGCUACAGAACCGGGGAGCGGAAUUUCCGUUUGCUUCGGAUUUCCUUCCAGGGACUGCAACCGACAGUAAAAUUGCGAGGCGUAAGUAGUCCGUGAACGUAAUGGGUCUACUCAAGUAACAAACGAAAGACCAAUGCGCACUGUAGGAAGCUUCUGUAGGGCACAAAGCGUCGUUCUCACGCUGAAGAAUCUACUGCGCCAGAUUCUUCAAGAGGCGUUUCGACACAUGCCUUCGCCAUGCGAACGAGAACGAGUAGUGAAGGCAAGGGUCAGGUGAUUGCACGUAAACUAGGAGAUUUUAGUGCUGGAUGCAAAUUAAUGCUCUGAAAGCGACAGUUUAUUGGAAAAGUGCUAUGCGUGUUACUGUUAGCUUCAAACCCACGCGAAUAUGGGGGUCAGUACAUGUUUCUUUCCUCCUUGGUAUCCUCUUAAUUUUUACAAAGCAUGCCUGUCAAUGUGAUUGAUGCUCUCGACCCGGUAAACAUAACACAUUUUCGCAUAGAUGAAACAUAGCUCAAAUUUGCUGAACAAGAGGAACAUGCUCAUGACUAGCUUUAAACAAAUUGACCCGAAUGAAAUGAGCAUUUCGGCUGCAGUUUUAGCGAUGUGACUUGUUGUAUCAUCUGUCUCGAUUUGCUUGACGUAAUUCACGUUUGACGUCCAAGUGUCCCAGGUGCGCGUGAAAGGUCGGUUUACUUUUUCAU